This is a messenger RNA of Nylanderia fulva, 1957 nucleotides long. It is a transcript of the gene Cndp2, whose product is annotated as Cytosolic non-specific dipeptidase 2. The record is from RefSeq and is a predicted model, not a curated record. Lineage: Eukaryota; Metazoa; Arthropoda; Insecta; Hymenoptera; Formicidae. Gene Ontology annotation, molecular function: metallodipeptidase activity. Gene Ontology annotation, biological process: proteolysis.
AAUCUGUGUAAUUACAAGGUGGAAUACGCUGAUUGGCUUAAUAUCUGAGUGCAUAUGUGAAACAAGAUUAGAUAGCACGCUAUUGUAUUACUGAUAUCAGUAUCACAGUUAAGAUAUCGUUGACGUUGGCUGUUAUUAAAUAUAAAUACGGCUUUUUCAACGAUAAAAGCACGAAUACGCGAGUUGGCAGUUGCAUUAUUGGUUCCAGCUGUUGUGUUCUGAUUCAGCAGAGUUGUCACUUGUCACUGUUAUUUGACAGUUAUGGCAUUGUCACUACCAUCAACCUUGAAAACGUUGUUUGAAUAUAUAGAUGGACACAAGCGGGAAUAUAUAAAUAAUUUGAGAGAAGUAGUGGCUAUUAAAUCUGUGUCAGCAUGGCCAGAUCACAGAGAUGAAAUAGUGAGGAUGAUGAAAUGGGCAGAAGUGAGAUUGAAAAAUCUUGGUGCAACUACAGAAUUGGUUGAUAUAGGCAAGCAGCCUCUUCCUGAUGGCAGCGAAAUUCCAUUACCUCCUGUACUACUUGGUGACCUUGGGUCUGAUCCAAAAAAGAAAACUGUACUGUUAUAUGGACAUUUGGAUGUGCAACCAGCGCUGAAGGAAGAUGGAUGGGAUACUGAACCAUUUACUCUUGUUGAAAAAGAUGGAAAGCUCUUUGGACGAGGUAGCACUGACGAUAAAGGGCCGGUUCUCUGCUGGAUACAUGCAUUGCAAGCUUACAAAGCGACUGGACUUGAUAUUCCUGUCAAUCUCAAGUUUGUCUUUGAGGGAAUGGAAGAAAGUGGAAGCGAAGGUUUAGAUGAUCUCCUUUGGGCAAGGAAAGAUAGCUUCCUAAAGAAUAUAGAUUAUGUCUGCAUAUCUGAUAAUUACUGGCUGGGUACUAAAAAACCAUGUAUUACUUAUGGUCUGCGAGGCAUCUGCUACUUUCUCAUAGAAGUCACCUGCGCUACCAAGGAUUUACACAGUGGUACCUUUGGUGGCUGUGUACAUGAAGCUAUGGCCGAUCUGAUUUACUUAAUGAAUACUUUGGUUGAUGUUAAUGGUCACAUUUUGGUAGAUGGUGUUUAUGAUAAUGUAGCUAAAAUGACUGAAGCUGAAUUGGCCAGUUAUAAGGAUAUAGAUUUUGAUGUGGGUGAAUUUAGGGAAACAGUUGGCACCAAGCGACUGUUGCACAAAGAAGAUAAGAUUCGUCUCUUAAUGCAUCGUUGGAGACAACCCAGUCUUUCUCUUCACGGGAUACAGGGCGCUUUCAGUGAGCCGGGCGCGAAAACUGUAAUUCCGAGUAAAGUUAUUGGCAAGUUUUCGAUCAGAAUAGUACCUCACAUGACGCCGGACGAAACAACCGAAAAAGUAAUUGCGUACAUCAAUAAAAAAUGGCAAGAGAGAGGUAGCCCGAAUAUCAUGAACGCGAGCAUGUAUCAUGGUGGGAAGCCGUGGUCCGAAAACCCCGAGCAUCCGAAUUACGUGGCCGGCCGGAGAGCCACCCAACACGUUUACAAAGUAGAGCCCGAUCUCUCCCGCGAAGGCGGAUCAAUUCCAGUUACUCUCACAUUCCAGGAGGUUACUGGCAAAAAUGUAUUGCUUUUACCAGUCGGGCAGGGUGAUGAUGGUGCGCAUUCGCAAAACGAGAAAUUGAAUGUACAUAACUAUAUUCAAGGAACAAAACUACUUGGAGCUUACUUAUAUGAAGUAGCUCAAGUGUAAUACUUUAUCGUUGAAAUGUGUUCAAGGAUCUAUAUAUAAAUUCCUAUUAUAAAACACUUUCAGAGUUUUUAUGAAUUUAACUAUAAUUGCAAAAUAUUGCAUUACAAUAUAUUUUUCCAUGAUUUUUUUCUUUACAUAAGUUUAAUGGAAAAAGACGUUAUUUUAUAAGAGAGAAGUUUACAUACGCAAGAUUUGGAAGCUAAUAUACAAGCUAUGUAUUCUUAGUAAAAAAAUAUACAUAUAUAUAUUUCCAAAA